AUGGCCAACGUUGGAUCAUCAAAACCACCCCAUUGGUCAGAAGAGGAAAUCAAGGCAUUGGCAAUUGACUACCGUAAGGUCUCUGAAGAUCCAGUGGAGGGUCUCAAACAAACUGGCGCUACAUACCAUGCUCGGAUUGUUGAAGAAUGGAAGAAGCAAUUCCCUUCCGGUGAUGAUCGUCGUCAUGGAACGUGGUCUGAUCGAAAUGGUGACACAGUUGCCAACUAUUUCCGUGACUCCAUCAAGGCCAAAUGCUCCAAGUCAAACAUGAGGAAAGACAUAAGGAAGUGGCAAAACGGAUCGACACUCUAG
Messenger RNA from Cylindrotheca closterium, 312 nucleotides. Lineage: Eukaryota; Bacillariophyta; Bacillariophyceae; Bacillariales; Bacillariaceae. The record is from the annotation of a GenBank genome assembly.